Polypterus senegalus (gray bichir) is the source of this 2130-nucleotide messenger RNA. Its product is annotated as SMC5-SMC6 complex localization factor protein 1-like. The coding region runs from base 37 to 2130 and encodes 697 amino acids. Gene Ontology annotation, biological process: positive regulation of double-strand break repair. Lineage: Eukaryota; Metazoa; Chordata; Cladistia; Polypteriformes; Polypteridae. The record is from RefSeq and is a predicted model, not a curated record. The transcript has 17 exons.
GGUGCAGUGAGAGUGAUAGCGCUAAAGCAGUUAAGAAUGACAGAGACCAAAAAAAACUAUAUUUUCCAAAUAUCCGGAAUCCGAGACAAGAAAAUAAAGAAGAUAGCACUUGUAGGAAUAAAGAAGCUUGGUGGAAAGUAUAUUGGUGGAUCUUCAUAUAGUGAACUUGCAACACAUCUUAUUGUUGAACAUCCUUCUGCAAGUGAAAAAUUUUUGGCAUUUUGUGCAGCAGGAAAAUGGAUACUGCCAAUUAAGUACUUGACAGAGAGUGACAGGAAUGGUAAAUGGCUACCUGAAGAAUCCUAUGAAUGGAAUAAUGAAAGUGGAAAAUCUUCUUCUUCAUAUGCACAGUACAUGAAAAAUGCCCCCAAAAUUUGGCGAAUGCGAAUGUCUGCAUCUGGUUUUCAUGGAGCUUUUCAUGAUUGGAAAGUUGUUUUAGUGAUUGCCAACAGCAAACGGAAAAAAACAUUUGAACGAGUCCUUAAAGCUGGCAAUGCAACUGUAUUCAAUCAAGUGUCUGCCUUCUAUGAAACUACACAUGUUUUGACAACAAAUCUGGAACAUUGUGAAGAUUAUGCUACAUCUUUGAAAUUGCCCUGCUAUUCUGUAAGCUACAUAGGAGAGUAUUUGUUUGGGCAUUUUGUCAAUUCCAUCUGGCAGAAGGCCCCAUACCAAGGCUUCCAGACAGGUGAAAGUUCACUGCUCUGGAGCAUCCUAGACACCAACAAAUCUAAAAUGGAACAAGAUGAAAAUUUAUCAUGUAUGGAAUAUUCUGAUGAAGAAUCAUCAAGAAGUUUGUGUUCCUCUUUUGACAACAUUUGUAAAAAGGAAGAGUUUUCUGAUUUGGAAAAUAAACUGAAGUCUGAGCUAACUUCACAAAAGUCCCUGAUCUGCAAAUACAUGCCAGUUCACUGUGAAUAUUAUACCAGUACUGUUCCUGAAAUUCAGUGCAAGCCAUCAUCUUUCACCAUGAGUUAUUUGCAACGAAUUGAUUAUCUCAUUAGUGACUCACUUUUUAUAGAAGCACUUGAAGAAGUUCAAAACACUCUGGAAUUGGGUGGCAUUCCACCUGCUCAUGUUUUACGUUCAUUAAUGAGCCAUGCUUUGCAGGAUGAUGCUACUGUUGGUUUCUUGAACAUGUUUACACAUACACUGCAUGAGUUUCUCCACCAGUAUUCUCCUUUGAGUUCAGCUUCUCAAGUACAUUUUUUCCUGGAUUUUCUUCAGUGUCCUAUAUGUAAAAGUGGAACAUGGUCAUUUCUUGAAAAUAUUGCCAGGUUCUGCAUUUCCAAGCACUCAUUUUGCCAUCCUCUUCCAAGCCCUGCUUCAUCGCACCUGUUGAAGUUUCAAAGAAGUUUGCUUAUUUUUUUUAUCAGGUUAUUUGAAUCUGACCUCAGUGGCUUAAAAUCAAACACUUCCACCAUUAUGGUCCAUUCAGUUCUAGAAAGUAUAUUUUGGAGUAAUCUGGACAAAUCUUCACCUUUUUCUAAGCCUAUUGAAGCCUUUGGAAAACUGAUUAUUUUUGUCCACGAUGGAGUAAGCAACAGUAAAGAGGCUGACACAAUGGAAGUAAUUUACAAUAUACAAGAAAUAUUUAGUAUGACAGUGAUGUAUUGGCUUCAGAGCAACCAUAAAUUAAGUCAUCAGCAAAGCAUGAGAAAGUUGAAGGAGCUGGCUGACUAUCUUGUUUUGUUAUUUGAAGACUUACCAUAUGAAGAUUCAGAAAAGCUCAUCUCUCUUUUACAGUCUCCAUGGCUGAAAAUGUUCUGUGCAGAUGCUAUGUAUAGGAAGUUGUGUUCUCAGAAUGGCAUUGUGUUAACAAAAGAACCAAUAUCUCUCUAUAAAAUUGUUUAUACAUAUGCAUUAGCCCUAGGAAAACUAGGUAGUGUUGGUACAAAACAAGCAGGAAGACCUCAGGGGAACAGAAAUGGAAAACAGCUGUGUACUGUACCUGAUACUCCAGCGUUCACUUACAGUGGUGACAGGCAAGACCCUGCCAGUGGUGUGCCAGAUCUUCUUGCCGUGAAAAAUCAAGAGUUGUCUAGAACAAAGUGUUUGUCUGAACAGAAGAAAAUUCCAAGAGGAUUGAAUCGAGUGACAAUGACAGGUGCAAUAGUUAUCAACAUGUAG